UCCCCCCGACUGGGACUACCAGCAGACUUUCCUGCUGCUGGCUGCGGUGACUGCGCUGGGCCUCUCUCUGAACCUGCUAUGGCUGCUGGUUGACGUUGCCCGCCACUGUCGUCGAGCGCGGGGAGAGGAGGCCUCGGCCCGGCGAGAUCUGCUGUCCGACAUGGGGCUGUGUCACAGCCAUCGUCGUCUGCUGCGCCGGCGUUGGCAUUGGUUUCCACGGCAACGGCGAGAUUAACGAUGGGAUGGGCCAGGCCGCGCGUUCGCUGGUGGCAGUGAACCGCACGCUGGCGGACGUGGAGUUCCUGGUAUCCAACUCCUCGGCCACCCUCAGCCAGGUGGUGCGGGAGGACCUGACCCAGCUGGAGGAGAUCUUCUCCGAGAGGCCCGAGUUCCUCCUGCCGACCCGCAACACCCGGAGGAAGGCGGAGGCCCUGCUCGUCCACCUCCGCGGCCUGCUCUUCGGGAGGGGCCUGGGCUUCCGUCUGCUGGAACUGGCCGAGUGGGGCGACCGUGUCGAGAAAGCCAGGUGGCCCUCCUACCUGGCGCUGCUACUCUCCGACGCCUUCCUCUGCCUCGGCACUCUGCCGCUGCUCGCCGGACGCGCCCGCUGUCCACUGCUCUGGGUCACUGCUCUGGCUGCGCUAGCGCUGGUGCUCAGCUGGCUGUGCCUCGGUGUGGAGUUCGCCGCUGCUCUGGCGCUGAGUGACCUCUGUGUGCAGCCCGAGGUGUACGUCCUCAACACCAGUCAGUGGGAGCAGGUCCUGAGCUCAGAGAUACUGGAAUAUUAUGUCAGGUGUGACGGGACAGUUCCGAACCCCUUUCAGCAGAGGCUGACGCUGUCCCAGAGGGCGAUGAGCGAGAUCCACCACCAGCUCCUGUCCGUGCUGCGAGGGUCCGCCGCCGAGCUGCCGUCCGCACAGCCCAGGCUGCUCUCCGUUCUGCGGGCCCUCAACGCCAGCGAGGGCAUGUUCCACCAUCUCGCCGUCCGCCUGCACUGCCUCAGUUCCCACAAGCACCUGAGGGACGUGUGGACGGGCCUGUGCUGGGACGGACUGGACGGGGUCCUGGGACUCUCCCUCUUCUCCCUCCUCACCUCUGCCUCCCUCUCCCUCCUCGCCGGCUGCCUCCCCCGGGUCUGGGGGGCGCGGACCGCCGGCACCAGGGUUCCCCCGAGGGAGGAGACGGAGCGGACGGAGGAGGAGGAGGAUGUCUUCAGACCCCCCGAGUGGAGCCAGCUGCCGCGCUACCUCAGCAGGCCCCGGCUGCACACCUUCUCCAACUACAGUCGGCCCAGCCUCCGGCCUCCCCCCAACUCCCGGCCCAGGACCCCCACCCUGCACUACAUGUAACUCCCAGUGUCUGUCGCUGGGGGUGGGGGGCGGGGCGCAGUGGGCCACGGGGGGAGACGGUCGCUCUCCUCCCCAGCCCGGACAGGCCUUUUAUCUCAGCGGGACCCCCAGGAUCCACAACCGGGCUCUGGGCAACACCACGGCCAUCAUCGUCACUGGCUGGUUCUGACCGGCCUGUUCCCCUAGUCUCUCUCUCUCUCUCUCUCUCUCACACACACACACACACACACACACACACACACACACACACACACACACACACACACACACACACACACACAGAGGCGGACAGCAGCCAGUCUCUGCGACAGACCGGACCCUAGGAUAGGGUCCCACAGAGCCAAGGGACCCUGGGUCCAGCUGCCUAGGGGGUGGCCCUCAAUGUCCCGCCAGUGUCACCAAGUCUCUUCACCGAUCCACCGGCAGCGGAAACAGAUGAAGGUCGGGAUCAUUGUCCUUCUCGUAUUCCCAAAACCUCCUGAGCCCAACAUCAGGACAGCCAAUCUGGGGUGUCCUUGGGCACGGGGAAGGUGGGCAUCAGCCAAUGGGCAGUCAGUGAUGGAUGGGAAAUGGCUGGUGGUGAUCCGCACCCUGCGGUGGUGACGGAAUGUUGGUUCAGUGUUUCUGGGGUACAUCAGCCCAUGUCUAUGCCCCUCACAAGAGCCCCUCCCGCGGGCUCCCUCCUCACUGCCCCUCCCACAGCGCGGGCUCCCUCCUCACCGCCCCUCCCACGGCGCUCCCUCCUCACUGCCCCUCCCACAGCGCGGGCUCCCUCCCACGGCGCUCCCUCCUCACUGCCCCUCCCACAGCGCAGGCUCCCUCCUCACCGCCCCUCCCACGGCACUCCCUGCCCCUCUCACGGCACUCCCUCCUCCCUGCCCCUCCCACAGCGCGGGCUCCCUCCUCACCGCCCCUCUCACGGCGCUCCCUCCUCACUGCCCCUCCCACAGCGCGGGCUCCCUCCUCACCGCCCCUCCCACGGCACUCCCUGCCACUCUCACGGCGCUCCCUCCUCACUGCCCCUCCCACAGCGCGGGCUCCCUCCUCACUGCCCCUCCCACAGCGCGGGCUCCCUCCUCACCGCCCCUCCCA
This is a messenger RNA of Pristis pectinata (smalltooth sawfish), 2441 nucleotides long. Its product is annotated as protein tweety homolog 1-like. Gene Ontology annotation, cellular component: smooth endoplasmic reticulum membrane; plasma membrane. The transcript has 12 exons. Gene Ontology annotation, molecular function: volume-sensitive chloride channel activity; intracellularly calcium-gated chloride channel activity. The record is from RefSeq and is a predicted model, not a curated record. Lineage: Eukaryota; Metazoa; Chordata; Chondrichthyes; Rhinopristiformes; Pristidae. The coding region runs from base 243 to 1349 and encodes 368 amino acids.